GAUGUCGCGUUCAUUCUCGUCGGUGUGACGCUCGUGCUGCUGUUGGGAUGCUGUACGUGCACGCGGUAGCCGCUCUGCUCGCCGUCUCGUGCGUCCUGAAGGAGGCUGUGUCUUGGGGAUACAAGAAUGGAGUUCUUCACAAUUCCAUUUGGCUUGAACAAGCAGCUGGAGUGUACCACCGAGAAUCUCGCAAAGGGCGAUACCAGCUGACGUAUAAGGAGGCCAAAGCUGUGUGCAAGUUUGAGGGGGGUUCAUUAGCCUCUUAUGAGCAACUCGAAGCUGCCAGACAAAUUGGCUUUCAUGUGUGUGCAGCUGGAUGGUUUGAUAAAGGUCGUGUGGGAUAUCCCAUCGUGAAACCUGGAAACAAUUGUGGAUAUGGAAAGGUUGGAAUUAUCGAUUAUGGUUAUCGUCUAAACAAAAAUGAAAAGUGGGAUGUCUACUGCUACAACCCUAAUUCAAAAGAGUGUGGAGGUGUGCAUACAGACCAGGAGAAGAUUCUACAGUCACCAGGCUUUCCAGAUGAGUAUCCUGAUGAGCAGAUCUGCUAUUGGCACAUUCGUGUGCGCUAUGGCCAGAACAUUCGUCUGCAGUUUCUUGAUUUUGAUGUUGAGGAUGAUGUAGACUGCAUCAGUGAUUAUCUGGAGAUCUAUGACAGUUAUGAUGAUAUCUCGGGUUUUGCUGGAAGGUACUGUGGGGAUGAAUUACCUGAAGACUUUCUUAGCACAGGUAAUGUAAUGACAUUAAAGUUCCUCACGGAUUCGUCUGUGUCUGCUGGAGGUUUCAAGCUACAGUACACUGCUAUUGAUUCAUCUCUGCUCUCCAACAAUAACACAAGCACUUACACUUGACCACUUUCUUAAAUAGAUGUCAUUUUAUAAGCAAAUUGUUUAGGUUAUAUGUUUAUACAUUUAUAAUCCAUUAUUUUAGAAUGGCAUAUUAUGUGUUUUUGCUUUUCUAAAAAGUUAAAUAAUAAUAUGUGAUCGGAAUAAAAGAAUUUUAAUGCAUGUAUUUUUGCCAACAGCUGUUAUGGUGUUUUUGAAACAACCUAUAUAUGUUUCUAAAUGGAUGAAC
This is a messenger RNA of Tachysurus vachellii, 1071 nucleotides long. RefSeq names its product tumor necrosis factor, alpha-induced protein 6 (gene tnfaip6). Lineage: Eukaryota; Metazoa; Chordata; Actinopteri; Siluriformes; Bagridae. The record is from RefSeq and is a predicted model, not a curated record. Gene Ontology annotation, biological process: negative regulation of inflammatory response; cell adhesion. The coding region runs from base 48 to 848 and encodes 266 amino acids. The transcript is spliced from 6 exons. Gene Ontology annotation, molecular function: hyaluronic acid binding.